GUUUCGCGUUGGACUCCGCCCGUGCUGGAUUAACGUGGCCAUGAUAGUCACCGCCAAGUUGGUAGCCAUCGGCCUGAGCCUGGCCCUCACGGCCUUCACCGUGUCCACCAUUGUCCUGGCCGUCCAGAAGUCGAACCUAAAGAGCGAUCUGCGCGAUGCCCAGGAGAAGCUGGACCUCCUCGAAGCGGGAUUCACCAGCACGACAGCUCCGACAACCCCAACCACGCCGACUACCGAUGUGCCAAGCAGUCUGGAACCCACUGCCUCCCCUGGAAGUACUGCCUCCCCUGGAAGCACUGCCUCCCCUGGAAGCACUGCCUCCCCUGGAAGCACUGCCUCCCCUGGAAGUACUGCAUCGCCUGGCACCACUGCUGCGCCGGAGGAGAAAAUCGACUACCGACUGCCCGGCCAUCUGAUACCCAGCCACUACGAUCUCUACCUCUUUCCCAAUAUCGAAACGGGCGAGUUCAGUGGUCAGGAGACCAUCACCAUUAAGGUUGCAGAGCCCACGGAUCGCAUAGUACUGCACUCCCUCAACCUGAGCAUUUCGAGUGUGUCCCUGACGAACACGGGCAGUGAUACCCUGCAGAUCCUGGAGAGAUCCUUCGAUCCCCUCAGGGAGUUCCUCAUAUUCCAGCUCAACGAACCUCUAGCACUGAACAGGGAAGUGAAGCUGCAUCUUGGGUUCGAGGGAUCGAUGGCCAACAAGAUUGUGGGCCUGUACAGUUCGUCGUAUGUGAAGGAGGACGAGAGCCGCAAGUGGAUAGCCACCUCCAAGUUUGAGCCUACCUACGCCCGCCAGGCGUUCCCCUGCUUCGAUGAGCCGGCUUUGAAGGCUGAGUUCACCAUUACCCUGGUGCAUGCGUCCGGGGAGGACUACCAUGCCCUGUCCAACAUGAACGUGGCAUCGAGCGUCAACCAGGGCGCCUACCAGGAGGUCACCUUCGCCAAGAGCGUGCCCAUGAGCACCUACCUGGCCUGCUUCAUCGUCUCCGACUUUACCGCCAAGCAGGUGGCCAUCGACACCAAGGGCAUUGGCGAGUCCUUCACCAUGAGCGUCUACGCCACUCCGGAGCAGCUGGACAAGGUGGACCUGGCCGUCGACAUUGGCAAGGGCGUCAUCGAGUACUACAUCGACUACUUCCAAAUCGCCUACCCGCUGCCCAAGCUGGACAUGGCCGCCAUCCCGGACUUCGUCUCCGGCGCCAUGGAGCACUGGGGACUGGUCACCUACCGCGAAACAUCGCUCCUGUACGACGCGGAGACCAGUUCGGCGACCAACAAGCAGCGCAUCGCCAGCGUAAUUGCCCACGAGUUCGCUCACAUGUGGUUCGGAAACUUGGUUACAAUGAACUGGUGGAAUGAUCUCUGGCUAAACGAAGGUUUCGCCAGCUUCAUCGAGUACCUCGGCGUGGAUGCCGUCUACCCAGAAUGGCAAAUGCGGGAUCAAUUCAUUGUGAGCACUCUGCACGGCGUACUCACCUUGGACGGAACCCUGGGCUCCCACCCGAUCAUCCAGACCGUGGAGAAUCCCGACCAGAUCACGUUGAUCUUCGACACCAUCACCUACUCGAAGGGCUCCUCCCUGGUGCGCAUGCUGGAGGACUUCCUGGGGGAGACCACCUUCCGCCAGGCGGUGACCAACUACCUGAACGAGUACAAGUACUCCACGGCGCAAACGGGCAACUUCUUUGCGGAGAUCGACAAACUGGAACUGGGCUACAAUGUCACGGACGUCAUGCUGACAUGGACGGUGCAGAUGGGUCUGCCGGUGGUCACGAUCGAGAAGGUAUCCGCCACUGAAUACAAAUUGACGCAGAAGCGCUUCUUGUCCAACCCGAACGACUAUGACGCGGCUCACGAGCCCUCGGAAUUCAACUACCGCUGGUCGAUCCCCAUCACUUAUACCACCAGUGAGCAUCCGCAGGUGCAACGGCAGUGGUUCAAUCACGGCCAGAGCGAAAUCACUGUGACCCUCCCAGCUGCCGUCCAGUGGAUCAAGUUUAACUCCGAUCAGGUGGGCUACUAUCGGGUGAACUACGAGACCGAACUGUGGACCGCUCUGGCCGACCAACUGGUGGCCGAGCCGAACACCUUCAGCGCCGGUGACCGCGCCUCCCUGCUCAACGAUGCCUUUGCCCUGGCCGACUCCACCCAGCUGCCCUAUGCGACGGCCUUCGAGCUGACCAGGUACCUGGCCAAGGAGUCCGACUACGUGCCCUGGAGCGUGGCCGCCUCCCGACUCACUUCGCUGAAGCGAACGCUCUACUACACCAGCAGCUAUGCCAAGUAUAAGAAGUAUGCCACCGCCCUGAUCGAGCCCAUUUACAAGGCGCUCACCUGGACGGUGGGCGAGGAUCACUUGAAUAAUCGCCUGCGUGUCACCGCCUUGAGUGCCGCCUGUUCGUUGGGUCUGGAGUCCUGCCUCUCGGAGGCCGGCGAGCAGUUCAGCACCUGGCUGGCCAAUCCCGAGGAUCGGCCCAAGGCCGAUGUGCGCGAGACGGUCUACUACUAUGGCCUGCUCUCUGUGGGCGACCAGGAGGUCUGGGAUGCCGUGUGGCAGCUCUUCGUGACGGAGGCCGAUGCCAGCGAGAAGUCCAAACUGAUGUAUGGCCUGUCCGCCGUGCAAACUCCAUGGUUACUGCAGCGCUACAUUGAUCUCGCGUGGAACGAGGAGUACGUGAGGGGCCAGGACUACUUCACCUGUUUGUCCUACAUCGCGGCGAAUCCUGUGGGCGAGUCCUUGGUCUGGGACUAUGUCCGCGAGAACUGGCAGCGGUUGGUGGAUCGAUUUGGUCUAAACGAACGCUAUCUGGGCAACCUGAUACCCUCGAUCACGGCCCGCUUUAGCACUCAGACCAAGCUGGAGGAGAUGGAGCAGUUCUUUGCCAAGUAUCCGGAGGCAGGAGCCGGCACAGCUGCCCGCGUGAGGGCUCUGGAGACGGUCAAGAACAACAUCGUGUGGCUGGCCGAGAAUCUGGAGGGCGUGGACGCCUGGCUGGAUAAGCAGCAACUGUAGAAAAGUCCGAGGAGGAAUCGCGUAUCGCGUUUAAUUUGUACUCAUCUAAUUGCCACUAUAAAGCAAAAAUAUGCCAAACAAGUGGAAAUAAAGAUUAGCUGGCAUGGGAAAUUACAGCUAUAUAAAUAAGCAA
Messenger RNA from Drosophila elegans, 3152 nucleotides. RefSeq names its product glutamyl aminopeptidase. Gene Ontology annotation, biological process: proteolysis; peptide catabolic process. Bases 41 to 3019 code for a protein of 992 amino acids. The transcript is spliced from 7 exons. NCBI's taxonomy places the organism in Eukaryota, Metazoa, Arthropoda, Insecta, Diptera, Drosophilidae. Gene Ontology annotation, cellular component: cytoplasm. The record is from RefSeq and is a predicted model, not a curated record. Gene Ontology annotation, molecular function: metalloaminopeptidase activity; zinc ion binding; peptide binding.